This is a messenger RNA of Saccharomyces eubayanus, 1821 nucleotides long. RefSeq names its product Aep3p (gene AEP3). The transcript has a single exon. NCBI's taxonomy places the organism in Eukaryota, Fungi, Ascomycota, Saccharomycetes, Saccharomycetales, Saccharomycetaceae. The record is from RefSeq and is a predicted model, not a curated record. Bases 1 to 1821 code for a protein of 606 amino acids. Gene Ontology annotation, molecular function: protein binding.
AUGAAUACAUUAAGGUGUUUAACACAUGCGCUAUCGAAAAGUGGAAGAGAAGCUCCAAUACUAUAUCAAAAGGUACUAUUCCCAGAUUUGUUCAAAGAGAAUAAGCCCGUUGCAGAUGUUAAAAAGGGGAACCAAGGGAAAAUCAUUAAUUCUAAAUCGGUGUCACGAGAUGAAGGAGUAAGGAAGAUGUCAAAGUCAGGUUUCAAGUUUGAAAGGGAGCAGGCCAGGGAGUACCUUUCAAAUCUCCCGACUUUGACACUUUCCAGAAAGGAAAUUAGGGACGACUACAACGAGGACCGUGCAAAACAAAUGUAUGUAAUCUCUAAACAAACAAAAUCAUCGAACAAGCUUCAGAAACUUCUAACAGCAAAGUCUCAAGAAUAUACGAGAGAAAUGCUGGCAUUACUGAUAGGCUGUACAUCAGGCGAAGUGAGUUCACGGCCUGAACGUUUUACUCGUAAGUUUCUCAAAUUCAGCAACCAGGAAGUCCCUCCUCUCCCUGAUUUUUCAAAGAAUCCUCAGUUAUUCGAAAACUAUAUUGGAAUAUUAACUCAUACAGAGUUUCAUUUUCGCUCAUCUUCAAAACUAAAUGGCAUUGUACGAAAAUUAUUGCGACACUUACUUCAUCCAACCAACCAUACUACUCUACCAUUACGUUCCGUCCAAGUCUACAACGACGUGAUAUACUUUUUUAGCGAACACUUCGAUUUUGCAACUUGUAGAGAGAUAUUCGCACAAAUGAAGGCCGAAGGUGCAAAACCAAACACAGUCACUUUCAAUAUUUUAUUGCGAAGUAUAAUCAAAAACUCACAUAUCAGAAAAACCAAACUUCCUGACGAGGAAGUGCUGUUUUAUCUGAGAAAUAUGCGAGACCACGGAGUCUCUGCAGAUAUUAUAACUUGGACGACGUGCUAUAAUUUUCUUCGCGAUGAAAUUUCGAGGCAAUUGUAUAUUGUACAAAUGGGUGAGCAUUUAGGAAAUUUCAACACAAAUUUUGUCUACACUGUGCUGAGAAAUGGUGAUUAUAAAGCUGAAGAUUGUUUGAAAGUCUUAGCAACAAAUUCGUUACCCAUUUCGCGAAAUAUUUUUUACUUAUGCAUAGAAAGAUUAUUGAGCGAGGAACAGCUCAAAGCCGCGUCCAAAUUACUUAAUUAUGGCUAUCAACACUUAGGAAAUAAUUUUAGAUUAACUUCGGAAGUAGUUAACCAUUUUAUGCGCAUAUUCGCCAAUAAGGGAAGGAGUGACUUGGCGUUUCUCUGUUAUAAUACCUGUUGUAAGGUUUACAAAAUUAAACCAGAUUCUGAAACAUUUGAAAUGCUAUUCAAAGCUUUAGUGAGAAACGGUAACACGAAAAACUUCGGUACGGUUCUCCGGUAUAUUAAAGGGUUAAAGGCUGCUGAAGGAUUCGUUCUGCGUACAACUUAUUGGAGUCUCAAAGCGGAAUCAAUGUUCAAGAUUAGUAGCGCUACCCCUCCGUCAGAAAGUUCACUCGAAAAAGCAAGCAAAUUGCUGGGCAGUCUAGUCUCUUCCCCGGGUGGAUUUUCAUGGAAAGUUUGGAAGGAAAGCGAUUCUACACAAAAGAAAAUAUUCCGGUUUUUAGGUUGUAUCCCCACAACUCUACGCCCCACAAGUAUGGUGCAGUGCCACAAUAAGCCCUUGGGUUUACCUUCGGAGCUCUCCCACAGAAAAAGAGAGUACCGAAACCGGAUCAAAGCGAUAGCAACAAGGGCUGCAUUUGAGAAGAGAUUGGCAUACGUCGAAGACAAUGAAUCAGCCUUCAAGAAUGAGCUACUUGAAAGAAGGAUAUUAAAAGAGGUUUGA